CACAAACUCCAUCUUUUAUCUUUCUUUCACUAAUUAAUCAGUCUCAAUUUGUUAACUUCAUUUCAAAGCUCAAAAAAAAGAAACCCUAGAAAGUUUGAUGGGGAGGGGAAAGAUUGUGAUCCAAAGAAUCGAUAACUCAACAAGUAGGCAAGUGACUUUUUCAAAGAGGAGAAAUGGAUUGUUGAAAAAGGCUAAGGAGCUUGCAAUUCUUUGUGAUGCAGAAGUUGGAUUGAUCAUCUUCUCCAGCACUGAAAAAUUGUAUGAAUAUUCAAGCACCAGCGUGAAAUCAGUCAUUGAACGAUACAGUAAAGCAAAAGAGCAACACCAUCAGCUGCUCAAUCCAGAUUCUGAGGUCAAGUUCUGGCAAAGGGAGGCAGCAAUUUUAAGGCAGCAAUUACAUGAUUUGCAAGAAAAUCACCGGAAAUUGAUGGGAGAAGAACUUUAUGGGUUGGGCGUUGAAGAUCUACAAAAACUGGAAAACCAACUGGAGAUGAGUUUGCGUGGUGUACGUAUGAGAAAGGAACAGGUAUUAACUGAUGAGAUUCAAGAACUAAAUCUAAAGGGAAAUCUCAUCCAUCAAGAGAAUGUUGAUCUCUAUAAGAAGGUAAAAUUCAUUCAACAAGAAAACAUGGAAUUACAUAAAAAGGUUUAUGGCACGAGGGACCCAAGUACAGCAAAUGGAAAUGGCUUUGUUCCAUAUAAUAGUUUUACCGUUACUAGGGAACUGCAUGGCCCCAUCCAGCUUCAGCUAAGCCAGCCUACGCCUAAUCUUCAUACACCAGCAAGAGAAUCAGAAUCGAGGUGAAACUCAUUGAUGGCUUUCCGCGAGAAUGCAACUACUUGAAGGGGUGACAAUACUGGUACAGAAGAUGUUAACAUAUGGUAAAGAAGGGUAUCUGUAAUGAGCUUGGAGUUGAAAAUUGAAAUGCAUUUGAAUAAAAUUUUCUUAAAAAUUUGUACUAUUAUAUAUGUAGUCAUUAAUCUCAUAAUUAAGAAAAAAAUAUAGAAUACAGAAUUAAGGUAUAUU
Olea europaea var. sylvestris is the source of this 1027-nucleotide messenger RNA. Its product is annotated as MADS-box transcription factor 23-like. The transcript is spliced from 9 exons. Gene Ontology annotation, biological process: positive regulation of transcription by RNA polymerase II. Gene Ontology annotation, cellular component: nucleus. The record is from RefSeq and is a predicted model, not a curated record. The coding region runs from base 98 to 805 and encodes 235 amino acids. NCBI's taxonomy places the organism in Eukaryota, Viridiplantae, Streptophyta, Magnoliopsida, Lamiales, Oleaceae. Gene Ontology annotation, molecular function: DNA-binding transcription factor activity, RNA polymerase II-specific; protein dimerization activity; RNA polymerase II cis-regulatory region sequence-specific DNA binding.